Molecule: messenger RNA, 735 nt
Organism: Menidia menidia (Atlantic silverside)
Lineage: Eukaryota; Metazoa; Chordata; Actinopteri; Atheriniformes; Atherinopsidae
Source: the annotation of a GenBank genome assembly
AUGUUGUGCCAUGUGCCCCAGAAAAUCCCGUUCCGGACUCCUUUAUACGUCCCGACCCAUGCAGGCGUCGAACCACCAGCCGGAGCUGUAGUAGGCCCCGCAGUUCCCGGACGGAUAGCGGUCGUGGUCUCGGUCCGGGGUGGUGAACGCCCUGUUGUUGUGGUCGUAGGUUUUGCUGAAGCGCAGAGCGUCUCCCGCGGUGCCGGAGUACCCGCCGACCGUCAGCCUGUAGCGCAGCCGCUCGCCGGCCACUCGGAACUGGUCGUACUGCGCAUGCUCCGCCACCCCGUUGAAGUCCUCCAGCUCCACGCGCAGCACCAUGUCGCGGUCGCGGGUCAGCCAAAUUCUCCGCCGUCCAGGUUUCCGAAGCCGGACUGGUACUCCGCCCAGGUGCGGUCGAAGCUCACGCUGCCGUCCUGGCGGCGCUGCAGGAGGGUCCAUCCUCCACCGUCCCGCUCCAUGUCACAGACCACCGGGAAGCUCCUGCUGCGGAGGUCAGGGGUCACCAGGGUAGAGCAAACAUCUGACCAUCAGUCAGGCUUCGCUGCCCGGGACUCACGACACAGCACUUCAUCUCCGUCCAGUUUGGGCAGAGCAGCGAGUUCCAUCCCCUCCGGUCUGUUAUGUGCAUAAGUCUCCCGUUUCCAUCUGAGCUGGAGGGAACCCAAAUUCUGAAGUGCAGCACCAGCUUCUUGUAAUGCCACACUCUCCGUCUGGCUGGCGGGCUCAAGGUAA